Malurus melanocephalus (red-backed fairy wren) is the source of this 2096-nucleotide messenger RNA. RefSeq names its product mucin-5AC-like. The record is from RefSeq and is a predicted model, not a curated record. The annotation marks the transcript as partial. Gene Ontology annotation, molecular function: protein binding. Gene Ontology annotation, cellular component: extracellular matrix. NCBI's taxonomy places the organism in Eukaryota, Metazoa, Chordata, Aves, Passeriformes, Maluridae. The transcript is spliced from 15 exons.
GUGAUUUGAUUUAUGACAGAAUGGAUAGUGAAGGAUGUAGAUUUUAUGCCGUCUGUAGUCCAACAUGCAGUAUUGAACGACACACUGGGGAUUGCAUAGUCACUCUUCCACCAAGUACUACUUCCUCUGUGUGGUCUACUGUAACAACAUCAGUUCCUCUGCCUUCCACUUCUACAAAUGCUAUUUUUCAUGGUUGUGUUUCCAGUACUUACCCCCCGUUACAACCUGGAGAAAGAUUCAAAUUAUCCAACUGUACMGAAGUCAUCUGUAAUGGAGACAACGAUAUAGCCGUAGUACCAACAUACUGCCCACCUGUAAAGGAAAUUACCUGUGCAAACAAAUAUCCACCAAUUCUGGUACCCGAUGAAAAUGGCUGCUGUUACCGAUAUGAGUGUCAAUGUGUGUGUAGUGGAUGGGGUGAUCCUCAUUACAUUACUUUUGAUGGAACCUAUUACACCUUCCUUGAAAACUGCACUUAUGUCCUGGUGAAACAGAUUGUCCCUAAAUAUGACAACUUCCGUGUUUACAUUGACAAUUAUUACUGUGAUGCAAAAGAUGGACUCUCCUGCCCUAAAUCCAUUCUAAUUUUCUACAAAUCUGCAGAAAUAGUGCUGACUCGUGAACCCAUGAAUGGCGUGAUGACCAAUGUGAUGUACUUCAACAACAAGAUUGUCAAACCAGGCUUCAAAAAAGAUGGAAUUUCUUUCUCCACUCUUGGCAUCAAUAUGAUUGUUGAAAUAGAAGAACUUGGUGCUAUCAUCACCUUUAGUGGUCUGAUUUUCUCUGUGAAACUCCCAUACAGCAAAUUUGGCAACAACACCGAAGGACAGUGUGGAACAUGUACAAAUAAUGUAGAAGAUGAAUGCCGCUUACCGAGUGGUAAGAUAAUUUCCUCCUGUCCCCAAAUGGCUCAUCACUGGAUUGUUGACAACAACAAGACAUGCCAUGGAAUACCAAUAAUACCAGUUGUAACCACACCUCCGCCAAAGCCUCACUGUCAAACACCUGAGCUCUGCAAGCUUAUCUUGAGCGAGAUUUUUGCAGAAUGUCAUAAAGUGAUACCACCACAACCAUUUUUCCAAGGCUGUGUUUUUGAUGGAUGUCGCAUAGAUGAUGAAUUCAUGCAGUGCUCCAGUUUGGAGAUAUAUGCUACUGAGUGUGCUGCUAGAGGUGUCUGCAUUGACUGGAGAGGAAAGACCAACAAUACAUGCUCAUUCAGCUGUCCAUCAAGCUUGGUAUACAAGCCAUGUGGGCCCAUUAAUCCUGUUACCUGUGACCAAAGUUUGCAGGGAACCAAACGGAAUGUCCAGAUGGGACAGGGCUGUGUAGUCAAUGAAACCUACUAUGCACCUGGAGCUGCCGUUCCAUCAGGUCCCUGUGAGGAAUGCAGCUGCUCCGAGCUCUCUCCGUCACAGCCUCAUGCCACGGUCGCRUGUGAGCCCGUGAUCUGUGACACAUACUGCCCGCUGGGCUACCAAUACAUGGUGGAACCCGGGCAGUGCUGUGGCACGUGCAAGGCCACGGCCUGUGUAGUGACUGUGGGAGACAACAUUACACACGUGCUCCAUGAAGGAGAAUACUGGAACCCACCUGGUGAUAACUGYACUGUUUACACAUGUGAAAAACAUGCUGACCAGUUCAUUCAAGUUGUCAAAGAGAAGAGCUGUCCUGCCUUUAACCCUGAUGAGUGUGAUCAAGAUGAUGUCAGGUUAUCUGAGGAUGGCUGCUGUUUAGUGUGCCGAAGAAUACCAAAACUUUGUAUGAAGCACAACAUGACUACURUCAUCAACUACAAUGGCUGUGUAUCUCCUGCACCUGUUGAAAUAACAUACUGUGAAGGCAGCUGUGAUGCUUACUCACGGUAUUCUCAAAUGACAAACACAAUGGUGCACAAAUGCUCGUGCUGUCAGGAAAUCAAGACUAGCAAAAGAAAGGUGACUCUGACGUGCAGUGAUGGAACCUCCUUUGAUCACUCCUACACCUACGUGGAGAAAUGCAGCUGUGUGGGUGCUGAGUGCAUUACCCAAGACAACACCCAACAGCAGCAGACACAGCAGAUAAAGACCUCUCAGGAACAAGCAAAUGUUAAAAACUAG